This is a messenger RNA of Sodiomyces alkalinus F11, 1769 nucleotides long. Its product is annotated as OTU-domain-containing protein. Gene Ontology annotation, cellular component: nucleus; cytosol. Gene Ontology annotation, molecular function: cysteine-type deubiquitinase activity. The transcript is spliced from 2 exons. Gene Ontology annotation, biological process: endoplasmic reticulum unfolded protein response; protein deubiquitination. Bases 274 to 1389 code for a protein of 371 amino acids. The record is from RefSeq and is a predicted model, not a curated record. Lineage: Eukaryota; Fungi; Ascomycota; Sordariomycetes; Glomerellales; Plectosphaerellaceae.
GUCGCCUGACCUAGGUACUUCGCGCUCAAUAACUUAGGUAGGUAGAGUACCUUACUUAAUGACUCCAUACAACUCCAUACCCGUACAGAUGCAUGCAUUAUGAGUGAUGGAGAUACUGUGAUGCCGUAACCAUUUUCAUAUAUUUUUGCCUUGCUUGUUCGCUUCUUCUUCUUCUAAACCGCUCUUCACGCCGAGAUCAAUUACAGCGCCGAAACUACAGCGAGGGGUACCUACUCCGUACCUUACCUGGUAGUCGCCUGAGGUCGGCCCAGCAUGAGAGCGCGGUAUAAAGGCCCUGCCGGCACAGGAGUUCUCUCUCUCGACGACGCCGCCACCGUCGCCCAGAUCUUCGACGAGAUUCGAGCCAAGUCUGGCAUCGGCGAUUUCACCCUCAAGUAUGGCUGGCCCUUGAAAACCCUCGAUGCCUCUCACAAGGCCGAGUCCGCAAAGUCGCUCGGUCUCAACGGUGAGACGUUCACUAUAGUUCCCAACGAGACCACGGCGCCACCGGCCGCCGAAGCGCCCGCAUCAUCAGCGUCUCUCAGCGGGUUGAGCUUGAAGCGCGACACGUCUUCUUUCCUCUCCGCCCCGACCCCGCCGACUAAAGGUCCCGAGGGUGUCAGUAUUCCUUGGCCGGAUCGCCAGGGCACGCUCCUACUUCGCGUCAUGCCCGAUGACAACAGCUGCCUCUUCACAGCCUUCGGCGGCGCCCUACCCCGCCAGCUGCCGGCCCCGGAGCUCCGCAAAAUGGUCGCCGACUACAUCCUCGCCCACCCGGCGGAGUACAACGCCGCCGUUCUCGCCAUGCCGCCGCACGACUACGCGCGCGCCAUCCAAGGCCGCGACCGCUGGGGCGGCGCCAUCGAGCUGGCCAUCUUCUCCGACCUCUUCGACGUGGAAAUCUGCACCUUCGACGUCAAGGGCCAGACGCUCCUCCCAUUCGGCGAGAACAAGGCCACGCGCUGCCUCCUGGUCUAUUCGGGCAUCCACUACGACCGCGUCGCGCUGAGUCCGUCCGAGCCGCCCUACACGCACUCGGACUUGCCCCCGGAGCUGGACCAGACGAUGUGGCCCACGGACGACGAUGAGGUCCUCGCCGUGACGCAGCAGCUUGUCGCGGAGCUGAACAAGAUGCACUACUACACGGACCCUUCCGAGAUCUUGUUGCGGUGUGAGGCGCCCGGGUGUGACUGGAUGGGGAGUGGUGAGCGCGCUGGCCGCCUGCAUGCCGAACAGACGGGCCACGCGUCACUGUCCGAGAUUGAGGACAACGCUUUGCUGAAAUGCAAUGCCCCUGGAUGCGAUUGGCUCGGAAGCGGGGAAAGGGAGGCGAAGAAGCACACAAGCGAUAUGGGACACAGUUCGCUUUCUGUGAUUCCGGAUUUUUGAUGUUUUGAAUGAGGCAAAAGAGGUGACGAGGACCCAUGAUCACGAGAUGAGAGUCGCCUCGGGGCGCUCGUUUACUUUCAUUGUUCGUUUUUAUCUUCGUUUUAUCUUCGUUUCUUCUUCCUUUCCACUCUGCAAACAGGAGCACAGCAUUCGCGGACUUGUGCAUAGGACAAAUUCAUACAUACAUAUCUAUCUGCAUCUACUUGUCACUCUUAUAUGUCAAACCACCCCCGAAGCUAAUCUCGCUGUUGGCCCCGCCCGCCUCGACCUUCCCCUCAGCGACGCCGGUCGGGAACGUGCAGCCACCGAGAUCGCGCUUGGUCACCGAGGCGGCGGCGGCGGGGGAGAUGUCAAAGUCGAAGAUGUCCAUCGGCAGGCCC